AGGGCCCAGGUCAGAGGUCAAGACUGGCCUCCAUGCUGGAUUCUGACACAGACGGUGAAGGGGACAUAGGAGGGACCAUCAGCCCCUCCGUGGCCUUGGCUAUCGCCGGAGGCCCCCUGGCCCCCGGCUCCCGCGCCAGCCUCUCGCAGGGGCCGUCACCUGCGUCCCGGGGGGGCUGUCCCCUUUCGGCCGAGUCCAGCCGGACGCUGCUGGCCUGCGUCCUGUGGGUGCUGAAGAGCUCCGAGCCCGCCCUGCUGCACCGCUGGGCCGCCGACCUCGGCCUGCCACAGCUCGGCCGCUUCCUGGACCUGCUCUACCUCUGCCUGGCUGCCUUCGAGUACAAG
This is a messenger RNA of Dipodomys ordii (Ord's kangaroo rat), 344 nucleotides long. Its product is annotated as dedicator of cytokinesis protein 6-like. The record is from RefSeq and is a predicted model, not a curated record. NCBI's taxonomy places the organism in Eukaryota, Metazoa, Chordata, Mammalia, Rodentia, Heteromyidae. The transcript is spliced from 2 exons. The annotation marks the transcript as partial.